CCGGCUUUCUAUCUUCAACAUAACCGAGUUUCGGUCUCAUGGCUCAGCUGUACGAGCACAAGCUUCCCGAAUAUAUUUUUACCGAGAAACUUGGACAGGGAACGUAUGCGACUGUCUUCAAAGCGUACCACAAGACAGGUGCACGACGAGUCGUUGCUAUAAAAUGCAUCUCCAAAAGCUCUCUCACGAAGACAGCAACCGAGAAUUUGCUUACGGAAAUAGCGAUAUUAAAGAGAAUAAAGAACGAGCACAUUGUGGAACUUAUAGACUUCCAGUGGAAUCAGCAGUUUAUUUACCUCAUUAUGGAAUACUGCGCGGGCGGCGAUUUGCACCGCUUUAUACGGGCCAACAAACGACUUCGAGAGUCCAUAGUUCGCAAAUUUCUUCAGCAGCUUGCAAAGGCACUGCGGGUUCUCCAUCAACACAAUAUUGCUCACAUGGACCUGAAGCCACAGAACAUCCUUCUCUCUUCCGUGCGGAAUCCUUCUCUGAAGCUCGCAGCUGAUGCAUUCGGCCAGACGGAAGGCUUCAAUAACACGGUCGGGGACGCGGGAGAACUGCUACGGCGAUUCUCUCGCCGUGAGGGUACUGCUGAAAUAGGUGGCCGAUGA
Rhipicephalus sanguineus (brown dog tick) is the source of this 611-nucleotide messenger RNA. RefSeq names its product serine/threonine-protein kinase ULK3-like. Lineage: Eukaryota; Metazoa; Arthropoda; Arachnida; Ixodida; Ixodidae. Gene Ontology annotation, molecular function: ATP binding; protein serine/threonine kinase activity. Gene Ontology annotation, biological process: protein autophosphorylation; peptidyl-serine phosphorylation; autophagy. The record is from RefSeq and is a predicted model, not a curated record. Gene Ontology annotation, cellular component: cytoplasm; autophagosome. The coding region runs from base 39 to 611 and encodes 190 amino acids. The transcript has 5 exons.